This is a messenger RNA of Diaporthe amygdali, 6723 nucleotides long. RefSeq lists its product as uncharacterized. Gene Ontology annotation, molecular function: aspartate carbamoyltransferase activity; carbamoyl-phosphate synthase (glutamine-hydrolyzing) activity; amino acid binding. The transcript has 3 exons. The record is from RefSeq and is a predicted model, not a curated record. The coding region runs from base 1 to 6723 and encodes 2240 amino acids. Lineage: Eukaryota; Fungi; Ascomycota; Sordariomycetes; Diaporthales; Diaporthaceae. Gene Ontology annotation, biological process: L-citrulline biosynthetic process; UTP biosynthetic process; L-glutamine metabolic process. Gene Ontology annotation, cellular component: cytoplasm; cytosol.
AUGGCUUCCAAGGCUUUCCCUCCCGCUUCGGCUCGCCUCGGCGAAGCUGAGAACGAGGACCUCUUCUGCUUGGAGCUCGAAGAUGGCUCAGCCUACCAGGGCUACAGCUUCGGUGCUCCCAAGAGCAUUGCCGGUGAGCUGGUCUUCCAGACGGGCAUGGUUGGCUAUCCCGAGUCCGUCACAGACCCCUCCUACCGAGGUCAAAUCCUCGUCAUCACCUUCCCCCUGGUCGGCAACUAUGGCGUUCCCUCGAGGGAGACAAUGGAUGAGCUGCUGCGCGACCUGCCUGCCCAUUUCGAGUCGUCCCAAAUCCACAUCGCCGGUCUCGUGACAGCCUCCUAUUCCGGCGAGGACUUCUCCCACUUCCUGGCAACCUCUUCCCUCGGAACUUGGUUGAAGGAACAAGGCAUACCGGCAAUGCACGGCGUCGACACUCGCGCAUUGACCAAACACAUCAGAGAGAAGGGCAGCAUGCUUGGCCGCAUGCUGCUGCAAAAGUCACAAGCGGCGAAUGGCAUCCCCAACGGAACCAAUGGCCAAACAAACGGUGUGCCGCAAGCUUUGAAAGAUUGGAAGCCGUACUUUGAUACUGUCGAUUGGGUCAACCCCAAUGAUAAGAACCUCGUAGCAGAGGUGUCCGUCAAGGCGCCAAAACUGUACACGCCUCCUGCAGACAUUGCCUUGAAGCACCCGUCUGGCAGGACGAUUCGUAUUCUCUGCCUCGACGUUGGCAUGAAAUUCAACCAGCUUCGGUGCUUCCUCAAGCGAGGCGUCGAAGUCCUCGUAUGCCCCUGGGACCACGAUAUUGUGGCACAAGCGGGUGACGAGUAUGACGGUUUGUUCAUCUCCAACGGUCCGGGUGACCCUUCUGUCUUGGAUGUCACCGUGAAGAAUAUCGCAACGGCCAUGGCCAAGAACCGUACCCCAGUAUUUGGUAUUUGCUUGGGCCACCAGCUGCUGGCCAGAACCGCCGGAGCUGGCACAACCAAGCUCAAGUUCGGUAACAGAGGUCACAACAUUCCUUGCACAAGUCUGAUCACUGGAAAGUGCCACAUUACUUCUCAGAACCACGGUUUCGCCGUCGACAGCAAGACUCUUCCCUCCGACUGGCAGGAGCUCUUCGUGAAUGCGAACGACGGCACCAAUGAGGGUAUAGUGCAUGUCAACAAGCCCUACUUCAGUGUUCAGUUCCAUCCUGAGAGCACUCCCGGCCCUCGAGACACCGAAUUCUUGUUUGAUGUCUUCAUUCAGACCAUUGUCAAGUGCGCAUCGGACAGCACCCUUCUUUCAAAGCCUGUCAGCUUCCCUGGUGGCACAGCGGCUGAAAAUGAGGCACUGCACCCUCGCGUCAAACCGAAGAAGGUUCUCGUACUCGGCAGUGGUGGUCUCAGUAUCGGUCAGGCCGGUGAAUUCGACUACUCUGGUAGCCAGGCCAUCAAAGCCCUCAAGGAGGAAGGCAUCUACACCGUCCUCAUCAACCCCAACAUUGCCACUAUCCAGACGUCCAAGGGUCUGGCGGAUAAGGUCUACUUUCUGCCAGUGAACGCCGAGUUUGUCCGAAAGGUCAUCCAGUACGAGCGGCCCGAUGCCAUUUACGUGACGUUCGGUGGUCAGACCGCUCUGCAAGUUGGUAUCCAGCUCAAGGAUGAAUUUGAGGAACUUGGAGUCAAGGUGCUAGGUACACCCAUCGACACCAUCAUCACCACCGAGGACCGUGAGCUUUUCGCUCGCAGUAUGGAGUCCAUCGGCGAGAAGUGCGCCAAGUCUGCUUCGGCCAGCAGCGUCGAAGAGGCAAUGAAUGCUGUCAAGGACAUUGGCUUCCCCGUGAUCGUGAGAGCCGCCUAUGCUCUCGGUGGACUGGGCAGUGGCUUCGCGAACAAUGAAGCCGAGCUUCUUGAUCUUUGCAACAAGGCUCUGGCUGCUAGUCCCCAAGUCCUCAUCGAACGCAGUAUGAAGGGUUGGAAAGAAAUCGAGUACGAAGUUGUCCGAGAUGCCCAGGACAACUGUAUCACUGUCUGUAAUAUGGAGAACUUCGACCCGCUUGGUAUUCACACCGGUGAUUCGAUCGUGGUUGCUCCUUCUCAGACGUUGUCUGACGAGGAUUACAACAUGCUUCGAACCACGGCGGUCAACGUCAUCCGUCAUCUUGGAGUGGUCGGAGAGUGCAAUAUUCAGUAUGCGCUCAACCCCUUUUCCAAGGAGUACUGCAUCAUCGAAGUCAACGCGAGAUUGUCGAGAUCUUCGGCACUCGCCUCCAAGGCAACUGGCUACCCUCUGGCUUUCAUCGCUGCUAAGUUGGGUUUGAACAUUCCGCUCAAGGACAUCACGAACACUGUCACCCGGUCCACCUGCGCAUGCUUCGAGCCGUCGCUGGAUUACGUCGUUGUCAAGAUGCCUCGUUGGGACCUCAAGAAGUUCACUCGGGUGUCGACACAACUGGGCUCUUCCAUGAAGAGUGUUGGUGAAGUCAUGAGCAUUGGCAGAAGCUUCGAAGAGGCCAUUCAGAAAGCGAUCCGCGCGAUCGACUUCCAAAACUUGGGUUUUAACGACACCUCGAACGCUCUCAUGUCGAUCGAUGACGAGCUGCAGACGCCGUCGGAUCAACGUCUCUUCGCCAUUGCCAACGCUAUGCACGCCGGCUACACCGUCGAUAAGAUCUGGGAGCUGACCAAGAUCGACAAGUGGUUCCUUCACAAGCUGAAGGGCUUGAGCAACUUUGGCAAAGCCAUGACGCAAUAUCAUACCGGCGACAUCGCACAGAAUCCCAACAUCUUGCUGCAGGCUAAGAGACUUGGAUUCUCGGACCGACAGCUGGCCAAGUUCUGGAACUCAAACGAGUUGGCUGUGCGCCGCUUGAGAGACGAAGCCGGCAUCAUGCCCUAUGUCAAGCAGAUCGACACAGUGGCUGCCGAGUUCCCUGCUAUGACAAACUACCUCUACCUGACCUACAACGCCACCCAACACGAUGUCAACUUUGAUGAGCACGGUGUCAUGGUCCUGGGCUCGGGUGUCUACAGAAUUGGCUCCUCGGUCGAGUUUGACUGGUGUUCUGUCCGGGCUAUCCGCACACUCCGAGAUGCUGGCUUCAAGACCAUCAUGGUGAACUACAAUCCGGAAACGGUAAGCACCGAUUAUGAUGAAGCCGACAAGCUGUACUUUGAGAAUAUCAACGUGGAGACGGUGCUCGAUAUCUACCAGCUGGAGGCCGCAAGAGGUGUGCUCGGUGCUAUGGGUGGUCAGACUCCCAAUAACAUCGCUCUGCAACUUCACCGAGCCGGGGUCAAGAUGUUGGGAACGUCACCUGAAAUGAUCGACUCGGCAGAGAACCGAUACAAGUUCUCCCGUAUGCUCGACCGUAUUGGCGUUGACCAGCCUACCUGGAAGGAGUUGACGAGCUUCGACAAGGCCAAGGACUUCUGCAACAGUGUGUCUUACCCAGUGCUGGUUAGGCCUUCCUACGUGCUUUCCGGUGCCGCUAUGAACACGGUUUACUCCGAGGCAGACCUGGAGAACUACCUCAAGCAGGCUGCAGAUGUGUCACCGGAACACCCAGUCGUCAUCACAAAGUACAUCGAGAAUGCCAAGGAGAUCGAGAUGGACGCUGUCGCCCAUGACGGAGAGCUCGUUGGCCACUUUAUCUCUGAGCAUGUCGAGAAUGCUGGUGUGCACUCAGGUGAUGCAACUCUGAUCCUCCCGCCUCAAGAUCUUGAGCCCACCACUAUUGAACGCAUUGAGGAGGCGACUCGCAAGAUUGCAGUUGCAUUGAACGUUACUGGGCCGAUGAACAUCCAGUUUAUCGCAAAGGACAACGACAUCAAGGUCAUUGAGUGCAAUGUUCGAGCAUCUCGUUCAUUCCCCUUUGUCUCGAAGGUCAUGGGGAUCGAUCUCAUCGAGAUGGCCACCAAGGCCAUUAUGGAGGUGCCUUUCGAGCCAUACCCAGCGGUUGAGAGACCUGCUGGUGCUGUGGGUGUCAAGGUUCCGCAAUUCAGCUUCUCCCGUCUCUCAGGCGCUGACCCUGUCUUGGGAGUAGAGAUGGCUUCCACUGGUGAGGUGGCUUGUUUUGGUGUUGACAAGUAUGAGGCAUACUUGAAGGGCUUGAUGUCCACUGGCUUCAAGAUUCCCAAGAACAACAUUCUGCUCUCCCUGGGAUCCUACAAGGACAAGAUGGAAAUGCUUCCAUCCAUCAAGAAGCUGCAGGAGUUGGGAUACAAGCUUUUCGCCACCGCAGGUACCGCCGACUUCUUGCAGAGUCACGACAUACCCGUCCAGUUCCUGGAGGCUCUGCAGGAGGACGACCAGAAGUCCGAGUUCUCGCUCACGCAGCACUUGGCAAACAACAUGAUCGACCUGUACAUCAACCUGCCUUCGAACAACAAGUACCGUCGCCCAGCCAACUAUAUGAGCAAGGGCUACAGGACACGAAGAAUGGCCGUCGAUUAUCAAAUUCCCUUGGUCACGAACGUCAAGAACGCAAAGAUUCUCGUCGAGGCCAUUGCCAAGCACAUGGCUCUCGACGUGAGCAUUGUGGACUACCAGACCAGCCAUCGCACUGUCUUGCUGCCUGGUCUUAUCAACAUCGCAGCUUUUGUACCUGGCAUUGUGUCGGAGAAGAGCCGUGACCUGGAGAAUGUGACCAAGGCCUCCCUCGCAGCAGGUUUCACCAUGAUUCGUACCAUGGCCGUUGGUCGCGAGGGUGCAAUCACAGAUGCGCGCUCGCUCGCCGCCGCUCAGCAGAAUGGCAAGUCUGGCAUCUACUGUGACUUCAACGUGUCAGUCGCUGCCACCUCUUCGAACGCCAACCAGAUCAGUCACGUCGCUGGAGAGGUCGGAGCUCUGUUCAUCCCCUUCAACCACCUGUCCGACAAUAUUAGCAAGGUCGCCGCUGUCACUGCUCACUUCGAUGCUUGGCCUGCCCACAAGCCAAUCUUGACAGAUGCCAAGCUCACCGACCUGGCGUCAAUUCUUCUUUUGGCCAGCCUUCACAACAGGAAGAUCCACGUCACAUCUGUCACGACAAAGGAUGACAUUAAGCUUAUCGGCCUUAGCAAGCAGAAGGGGCUCAAGGUUACAUGCGACGUGUCCAUUUACUCGCUGUACCUAUCACAGAAGGACUAUCCCCAGUGCGAGUUCCUGCCGACUGUCGAGGAUCAACUCGCUCUAUGGGAGCACUUGAGCGACAUCGAUGUCUUCUCCAUCGGCAGUCUGCCUUACCAGUUGGCUACCGCUACUGGCGCCAAGGCCGACGCCACAGUUGGAAUUGCAGAUGCUCUUCCACUCCUUCUCACCUCUGUCAGCGAGGGCAAGCUCACCAUCGACGACAUCAAGAAGCGUCUGCACGACAACCCUGUGGAGAUCUUUGAGCUGCACGAUCAGACCGGUACUUUCGUGGAGGUCGAGAUCGAGCGUCCUUCCACCGUCCCCGCCUCUGCUGGCUGGUCUCCAUUCGCUGAGCGUGUCAUGAGGGGAGCCGUUCAGCGCAUCACUUUCCAGAGCAGGCUUGUCUGCCUCGAUGGACAAAUUCUCGAAGGCUCUGCCAUCGGCAAGGACAUGUCAAGACACGGCGCUCUUCCGCCACCUAUGUCGCCGUUGAUGAAGCCACUUGCGCAAGCUGCAGAGACUCCACGCGGGACAGAUCGACGCUCCUCAGUGAUCGGUUCGGCGCGGCCUCUUGUGAAGCCUCGCGGCUUGGACAGCGCUCUUGGUCAUUCUUUCAAGAACCCUGUCUUCGAGGACUUCGGCCCCUCACUGCCACUGCAGCCCGCACAUGAGAGUCCUCUGCAGGCGCUGCUUACCCAGCCGCACUCGUUCAAGAUGUCUCAUGUCCUCUCGGUCACCCAGUACACUCGGGCUGACCUCCAUCUCCUGUUCACCGUUGCACAGGAAAUGCGAACUGGGGUUCAGCGUGAAGGCGUAUUAAACCUGCUCAAGGGCCGUCUGCUCUGCACGCUGUUCUAUGAGCCCUCGACCCGGACAUCAGCCUCAUUCGACGCCGCAAUGCAGCGCCUCGGUGGACGAACUAUCGCCAUUUCCACGUCGACUUCCUCGGUCAAGAAGGGCGAGACACUACAGGACACACUGCGGACUCUAGCUUGCUACGGAGACGCUGUUGUCCUACGGCACCCUGAGGAAAACUCGGUCAAGGUCGCAAGGAAGUUCUCGCCUGUGCCAGUCAUCAACGGUGGUAACGGGUCCAAGGAGCAUCCCACUCAGGCCUUCCUGGAUCUCUUCACCAUUCGUGAGGAGCUGGGCACCGUACAGGGUCUGACCAUCACCUUUGUUGGUGACCUGCUCUACGGCCGCCCGGUGCACUCGCUGGUCUACCUGCUCCAACACUACCAGGUCAAGGUGCAGCUCGUGUCCCCCAAGAGCCUGUCGCUGCCGCCGCAGGUGCACGAACAGCUUGUCAAGUCCGGCCAGCUGCUCACCGUGUCGGAGACGCUGACGCCCGAGAUCCUGGCCCGCAGCGACGUCCUAUACUGCACGCGCGUGCAGCAGGAGCGCUUCCCCAGCAGUGAGGAGUACGAGAAGGUCCGUGGCGCGUACCGCAUCGACAACGCCACGCUGCAGCACGCCAAGAGCAGCAUGAUCGUUAUGCACCCGCUCCCCAGGAACGAGGAGAUUGCGGAGGAGGUGGACUUUGACCCUAGGGCGGCAUACUUCAGACAGAUGAAGUAUGGUCUUUACACCCGCAUGGCUCUCUUGGCUCUCGUUAUGUCCAACUGA